Desarmillaria tabescens is the source of this 902-nucleotide messenger RNA. RefSeq names its product carbohydrate-binding module family 1 protein. Gene Ontology annotation, biological process: carbohydrate metabolic process. The record is from RefSeq and is a predicted model, not a curated record. Gene Ontology annotation, cellular component: extracellular region. The transcript is spliced from 4 exons. Gene Ontology annotation, molecular function: cellulose binding. The coding region runs from base 145 to 870 and encodes 241 amino acids. NCBI's taxonomy places the organism in Eukaryota, Fungi, Basidiomycota, Agaricomycetes, Agaricales, Physalacriaceae.
AUGUGUCCAACCCUGACCACACCGAGGAUGCACCGAUCCAGGUUGAGCGCGUCGUCUUUCCGAGAAUAAGGCAUUUGCUCGGAGGCCUCGCCUUUUAUAACAGUGGAUCCUGCGGGCGAGGGUCGCUCACAACUAUCUGUUGCGAUGGCAAAAAUCUUGUAUCUUCCGCUAUUUUUCGUGACGUUGAGGGCUCUUGCACAGUCUACAGCUGCACAAUACGGUCAGUGUGGGGGCAUUGGGUGGAGUGGGGCUACUCUGUGUCCUUCAGGAUGGACUUGCAAUGUACUGAAUGAUUGGUACUCCCAAUGUCUUCCUGGCGCGUCCACAAUAGGGACUACAACGACCUCCGCCGCUGGUGGAGGGUCGACUUCCACCGCCACAUCAACGACAUCUGCUUCCGGAGGCUCGGCAACUUUAGUGCCUGGUUAUUCGUUCAUACGCGCAGUCGAAGACCCCAACUUCCACAAAUAUCUGCGAUCCGAGAUCAUCAACACGGCAUCGGAUGCUGUUCUCGGAGAACCCGCUGAUGCUGCGCAGUUUGUGAUUACGAAUGGCCAACUGAUUCAAAAUGCCGCUGGCACUCCGUUGUACGCUAUCGUUGAAAACAGAGCUAACGAUACGGUAGUUAUGUUGAAGAUGUCGUGGUCUGAGAGCCCUGCGACAUCCGGGACAUUUGUAUUCAGCGGCGACACGCUUGAGUGGAGCAUUCCGACCAUCAGCAGACCCCAAACAAAUGCUUGGUACGUGUGCGCGGAUAGCCAAGGCAAUCUCGAUGUAUACGUCAAUUUGGGGUUCUAUUCGUAUAACACUCCAGCGGGUUGUGCGGAUGAGACCAUACAUGCUUAUACGGGAUCAACGGCGACAGCAUAGGGAACACCACUUCGGUUUUCUCACUGAAAGAU